Molecule: messenger RNA, 384 nt
Organism: Striga asiatica
Lineage: Eukaryota; Viridiplantae; Streptophyta; Magnoliopsida; Lamiales; Orobanchaceae
Source: the annotation of a GenBank genome assembly
AUGGCAUUAGCGAAAUCGGAGGCGAAUAGAGCCCCCGCUAAAAAGGACUUGGUCCGACUGAAGGAGACCCCUCCUUUGACGAAGGUUCUUAAAGUAGUUGUUGUCGAGCCUGUUGGGGGUUACAAGGUCGAGUGGGGAAAGGUUGCUAUCCCCACCCGUCUGAGGGCAAGACUGUCUCCUCAGACGGGCAAAGAAUGGAUCGAUAUCCGUGCCAUUGCUGUAGAUCCUGCUUCGGAACAGGAAGCACUGCGCUUGCCCGAUCACGUGAUUAGGCCAUCAAGGGUGGAAAAUGGCCCCGGUAGUUCACGGUUUGCCGCAUCACGAUUAGCUGUGGUAGAGUCCCUUCUCCCGAGCCUCACGUUCCAUGACGGCCCACGGACCUAA